Messenger RNA from Trichechus manatus latirostris (Florida manatee), 3215 nucleotides. It is a transcript of the gene GUCY1B1, whose product is annotated as guanylate cyclase 1 soluble subunit beta 1. Gene Ontology annotation, molecular function: heme binding; guanylate cyclase activity. Lineage: Eukaryota; Metazoa; Chordata; Mammalia; Sirenia; Trichechidae. The transcript has 14 exons. Gene Ontology annotation, cellular component: guanylate cyclase complex, soluble. The record is from RefSeq and is a predicted model, not a curated record. The coding region runs from base 103 to 1947 and encodes 614 amino acids. Gene Ontology annotation, biological process: response to oxygen levels; cGMP biosynthetic process.
GCCGCGGUCCGGUUGCGCUGUCGCUGCUGCAGGCACCGCCUGGUUCUCUUCUGCCGCCGCCUAUGCGCCGGGGCUGCCUCCCGGGCUCCGGGCGCAGACACCAUGUACGGAUUUGUGAAUCACGCCCUGGAGCUGCUGGUAAUCCGCAAUUACGGCCUCGAAGUGUGGGAAGACAUCAAGAGAGGAGGGGCGGCCUGGGCGGGGCUGGGAAUGCGAGAGCCAGGGAAGGAGCCCCUUGGGGUCAACGCGGCGUCCCGACCCGGCCUGGGCGUGGGAACGCGCUGCCAGGGCCCGGACGGCUCCCACGCGGAGACCGGCCCGGGGGACCACGCAGGCUUCGGCGAGGCCCUGCUGCCAGAGAGGAUAACAGAAGCUCUGCAUGUGAACCUUGAUGCCCUGCAUGACCACCUUGCUACUAUCUACCCGGGCAUGCGCGCACCUUCCUUCAGGUGCACGGACGCAGACAAGGGCCGAGGACUCAUUCUGCAUUACUACUCAGAGAGAGAAGGACUUCAGGAUAUUGUCAUUGGGAUCAUUAAAACCGUGGCUCAGCAGAUACAUGGCACUGAAAUAGACAUGAAGGUUAUUCAACAAAGAAAUGAAGAGUGUGAUCAUACUCAAUUUUUAAUUGAAGAAAAAGAGUCAAAAGAAGAGGAUUUUUAUGAAGAUCUUGACAGAUUUGAAGAAAAUGGUACCCAGGAGUCACGCAUCAGCCCGUAUACCUUCUGCAAAGCUUUUCCUUUUCACAUAAUAUUUGACCGGGACCUAGUGGUCACCCAGUGUGGCAAUGCCAUAUACAGAGUGCUUCCCCAGCUUCAGCCUGGAAAUUGCAACCUUUUGUCUGUCUUCUCUCUGGUUCGUCCUCAUAUUGACAUUAGUUUCCAUGGGAUCCUCUCACACAUCAAUACGGUUUUUGUAUUGAGAAGCAAGGAAGGAUUGUUGGAUGUAGAGAAAUUAGAAUGUGAAGAUGAAUUGACCGGGACUGAGAUCAGCUGCCUACGUCUCAAGGGUCAAAUGAUCUACUUACCAGAAGCAGAUAGUAUACUUUUCCUGUGCUCACCAAGUGUGAUGAACCUGGACGAUUUAACGAGGAGAGGUCUGUAUUUGAGUGACAUCCCUCUGCAUGAUGCCACCCGCGAUCUCGUCCUUUUGGGAGAACAGUUCCGAGAAGAAUACAAACUGACCCAGGAACUGGAAAUCCUCACGGACAGGCUGCAGCUCACGCUAAGAGCCCUGGAAGAUGAAAAGAAAAAGACAGACACGUUGCUGUAUUCGGUCCUUCCUCCGUCUGUUGCCAAUGAACUGAGACAUAAGCGCCCAGUGCCUGCCAGAAGAUACGACAACGUGACCAUCCUCUUCAGCGGGAUUGUGGGCUUCAACACGUUCUGUAGCAAGCAUGCGUCUGGUGAAGGGGCCAUGAAGAUUGUCAACCUUCUCAAUGACCUCUACACCAGAUUUGACACACUGACCGAUUCACGGAAAAAUCCAUUUGUCUAUAAGGUGGAGACUGUCGGUGAUAAGUAUAUGACAGUUAGUGGUUUACCAGAGCCUUGCAUCCACCAUGCACGAUCCAUUUGCCACCUGGCCUUGGACAUGAUGGAAAUUGCUGGCCAGGUUCAAGUAGAUGGCGAAUCUGUUCAGAUAACAAUAGGGAUACACACUGGAGAGGUAGUUACAGGCGUCAUAGGACAGAGGAUGCCUCGAUACUGUCUUUUUGGAAAUACUGUUAACCUCACAAGCAGAACAGAAACCACUGGAGAAAAGGGGAAAAUAAAUGUGUCCGAAUAUACAUACAGAUGUCUUAUGACACCAGAAAAUUCAGACCCACAAUUCCAUUUGGAGCACAGAGGGCCAGUGUCCAUGAAGGGCAAAAAAGAACCAAUGCAAGUUUGGUUUCUUUCCAGAAAAAGUACAGGAAGAGAGGAAACAAAGCAGGAUGAUGACUGAGUCUUGCAUCGUGGGAUGAAGAGGACUGCAGAUUAGGUUCCAGCUGUCUUCUGACACGUGCCAAGCCUAGCAGCAAUUAUUCCCUGUGGAUACAUAUUUCACACUGUCCUUUUCCAUUAUUUUGAGCCUUUCUCUUAGGUAUAUAUCUUACUAUUCAUUAUUCAACUUUAGCCCAGCUUUUGAUUAUGUUAUUUAAGGUUUUAGCAUAUUUUCUUAGCGUAUCUGAAGUUUGGCUUUAGAUGUGGAUGAUGUGAGCUUCGUGUGUCUUAAAGUCUACCACAAGCAUUACCUAACAUGGUGACUUGCAAGUAGGAGGCACCCAAUCAAUAUUUGUUGCAUUUAAUUAAAUGAAACUGAACAGUAUUUGGCCAUGUGUAUGCAUAGCAUGGAGCCCUGGUGGCACAGUGGUUAAGUGUUUGGCUGCUAACCAAAAGGUCAGCAGCUGGAAUCCACCAGCUGCUCCUUGGAAACCCUGUGGGCGGUUCUACUCUGCCCUAUUGGGUCGCUAUGAGUUGGAAUCGACUCAACAGCUACGGGUUUAGUUUUUUUUUUUUUGGUUUAUGGGUAGCAUGGUUUACCAAAUCUGUUUAGUGCUCGAUAUAUAUGUGUAUAUAUAUAUAUAUUUUCAUGACUAUAACAUAUAACAAAGUUUAUAUAGUGUUGGUGUAUAUCGUUAUAGAUAUUAUUUUCUAAAGGAGUGAAUUAUAAGUUUUAGAGAAAAUGCAAUUUAUUUUCAGGCUUCCAGAGUACAAAUUAAUAUACCAUGCUAAGAAAAUAGUAACCACUGUGAAGUUUGCUACUUUCCCUUCAGAAAUAUAGAGAACACAUUUCAGUUAUUAGAGUAUUUGGUUGCUAAUUCAAAUCCUGUGGCAAUUACAAUUCUUAUAAAAUGCUGUCGUUUGUAUUGAAUCCCUCUUAUUGAUCUCAUUAACCACAGGCAGCUGCCAUAGAAAGCUGCACUGUUUCACAUUGGCUUGGGCUAAAUGUUAGGGGCUCUAACCAAAUCCAAGAACCAAGCUGGAAAAACACUCCUGAGGUUUUCCUGUUAGAGCUUUUCCUGGCCUUUUAUCCCCAGAAGUAAGCUUCUUUUUUCUUAGAAGGUGAUUAUAUCCAGGGCGUCAAGUUCAGAAAAAUUACGGUAAUUUCAACAUAAAAUGAAUUCCUGUUGGAAUCAAUGUUUCCAAUAAUUUAUUAAUAUCUCUCUUUAUAAAAUAUAGUGCAGAUACUUUGCUGUAAAAAUGUUUGUCUUUAAAUUUACUAUUUCCUAU